AGGUACGCAGUAUCAGUUACUAUCAACGACCCCACCGAUAUCACUGAACUGAUCUUCAAGGGCGAAAACGCGAGGUACGCAGUACCAGUUACUAUCAACGACCCCACCGAUAUCGCUGAACUGAUCUUCAAGGGCGAAAACGGUGAGGAAGCAAAAUUUGGUAUUACCAUACCGACUAAACGUCCAUCUGAAACACUCGCGCAGCCUUUCAAAGAGACGUUCGAACUAUCGUUCAUGCCAAAGGCUUUGGAAGCUCCGGGUGCCAAAACCCCACCACAGUCGCCAUGUGGCGACCGCGCCAUAGGCGUUUGUAAAUCGAACGUAAAGGGUAAGACUGAAUUUUAUGAUUAUUGA
Molecule: messenger RNA, 354 nt
Organism: Dibothriocephalus latus
Lineage: Eukaryota; Metazoa; Platyhelminthes; Cestoda; Diphyllobothriidea; Diphyllobothriidae
Source: the annotation of a GenBank genome assembly